This is a messenger RNA of Zophobas morio, 2179 nucleotides long. It is a transcript of the gene Bap111, whose product is annotated as SWI/SNF-related matrix-associated actin-dependent regulator of chromatin subfamily E member 1. The record is from RefSeq and is a predicted model, not a curated record. Gene Ontology annotation, biological process: negative regulation of DNA-templated transcription. Gene Ontology annotation, cellular component: SWI/SNF complex. The transcript has 11 exons. Lineage: Eukaryota; Metazoa; Arthropoda; Insecta; Coleoptera; Tenebrionidae. Gene Ontology annotation, molecular function: nucleosomal DNA binding; nuclear receptor binding. The coding region runs from base 187 to 2064 and encodes 625 amino acids.
GCAGACCCCAUGGCCGCAAAUGACAGCUGACAGCACCUGCAAAAUGGAAGCGUUGUGAAGUGCCGUUGUUUUGUAAAUAUUUUAGAAGAAUCUCAAGUUUCCUCAUUAUAGAUCUGAUGUACAAAUACUAAAUUCCUUGUGAUUUAAUUUUAGUGUGUUUGUCGGUUUCUUAACACUUGCGGCAAAAUGGCUCUUCCAGCCAAUUACAAACAAGUUGCGAUGCAAAUGCCUAGCCCCCAAACAAACCAUUUGCUGUCGGCAGGCGUGCCCAUGACUUUCAACAUAUUGAAAGAGCGUUUAAGAGCCUCAGGAGGGUCAGGUUCAGGAACCAACUUGUAUUUACAGAAAGAAACAAGUCCAUUUAUCACAACUCCAAAUGGCCAUUCCGGAUUUUUACCACAAAAAGUGGGAAAGAGCUCUGCCAAUGACGCGCGAACGCCCAAACCUCCAAAACCCCCUGAAAAGCCCCUCAUGCCGUACAUGCGUUACAGUAGAAAAGUUUGGGAUACUGUAAAGGCUCAAAAUCCAGAUCUGAAACUAUGGGAAAUUGGAAAAAUCAUCGGGCAGAUGUGGAGAGAUCUCCCAGAGGACGAAAAAACCGAAUUUGUCGAAGAGUAUGAAGGCGAAAAAGUCGAAUACGAAAAAACAUUAAAAACCUACCACAACUCCCCAGCAUAUCUAGCCUUUAUAAACGCAAAAAAUAGAGGUAAAACCGGUAACGACAGCGACACUCACGACAGAACCAGUUCUUCGUCCAAACAGCAAGCGGCAGAUCGCCGGAUUGAAAUUCAAGCCGCCGAAGAUGAAGACGAUCAAGACGACGGGUACUCGGUCAAACACGUCGCUUAUGCGCGUUUCUUGAGGAAUCACCGCUUAAUCAACGAAAUUUUCUCGGAUACGGUAGUCCCAGACGUGCGCUCAGUAGUAACUACUGGAAGAAUGCAAGUUUUGAAGCGUCAAGUCCAAUCUCUAACUAUGCAUCAAAAGAAGCUUGAAGCCGAGUUGCAACAAAUUGAAGAAAGGUUUGAAGCGAAGAAGCGGAAGUUUAUUGAAAGUAGCGAACAGUUUCAGGAAGAAUUGAAAAAGCAUUGUAAACCUGCGGUCGACGAAGACGCGUUUCAAAAGAUGGUUGAAAGACAGUAUGAUUUGUUGAAGAAGGAAAGAAUGAAGAGUUUGGAGGAACAGAAGCCCAAGAUUGAAGAGAAUGGAACUGCUGCUGUACCGGAAGCACAGGCUGCUAGUGUACACUCGGAGCAACCACCGCCUCAGCAAGACGGACAACCCCAGUCAGAGCCCAUGGAACAAGACGAGAAACCGCCAAGACCCAACGACAACCCCAGUCCAGUGAACCAACCCCCACCAACCAACGGCACGCCGGAAAGCAAACCACCACCACCAGAAGCCCCCGAACACAAACCGCCCUCGCAGCUCCCCGAGCAACCCCAGCCCCCGAUUCCCGAGCCCCAGGGCCCCCCUCAGCCCCACAUGCCGCCUCCGCAACACGGCAUCCCUCCGCCCGCGACCCAGCCCCCGAUGCACCACCACCCGGCACCGUCGCACAUGCCGCCUCAAUCCCACCCGGUCCCGCCGCCCCACAUGCCCCCGGCUCCCCACGGCAUGCCCCCCAACCCUUCCCAACAGAACAUGAUGGCUCCAGGACAGGUGCCCCCGUACCAGCAGUAUCCGCAGGGUAGCCCCCAGACCGUCCCGCUGCCCCCGCGUCCUCCGCAUCCCCCGUAUGGAUAUCCCCAGCAGCAAGGGUACCACCAACCGUAUUCUCCUCAGUAUCCUCCUCAUACUUACUACCAUCAACCGUAUCCACAGUAUCCGCAUAUGAAUAGGCCCCAUUUGUACCCUCCGCAUGGACCGGUCCCAGACGGGCAACCCAUGCCUCCGAACCCAGAGGGGCAUCCGGCUCCCAUGUAUGGUGGACCUGCGCCAGCCGAGGCAGAGAGGGUGCAACCGAGCGGGGAAGAUUCGCAUCCACGGGCCCCAGAUGAAAGUAAACAUGAAUCUAAUUCUGAUACUCAUAGCAGCGAUAAGGAAAAGAAAGAGAACGAAUAAUUUUUUUAUAUAUACCAAGUUUUAUUUCUUUUGUCCCAUUUUAGUUUACAGUGAGCACGUAUGUAGCUAUUUUCUUUUGUUAUUUUUGCAAUAAAAAUUUAAUAUGAUGUAGGAA